Colossoma macropomum (tambaqui) is the source of this 1376-nucleotide messenger RNA. Its product is annotated as calcium-responsive transactivator-like. Gene Ontology annotation, cellular component: nucleus. Gene Ontology annotation, biological process: positive regulation of dendrite morphogenesis; positive regulation of transcription by RNA polymerase II. The record is from RefSeq and is a predicted model, not a curated record. Gene Ontology annotation, molecular function: transcription coactivator activity. Bases 108 to 1310 code for a protein of 400 amino acids. Lineage: Eukaryota; Metazoa; Chordata; Actinopteri; Characiformes; Serrasalmidae. The transcript has 11 exons.
UCCUGAGCAGGCUGCUGUGUGAGAAGAGCGUGAAAAGAAGAUAAUAAAUAUUGGGAAUAAAAUCAUUCUCGUGCAUGUAUAUUUAUAUUUCUACGGUAUAAAAGGAGAUGUCGGUCACAUUUUCGUCCACACGGCCGAGGGGGAAAGGGGAGGUGACCCAGCAGACCAUCCAGAAGAUGCUGGAUGAGAACCACCACCUGAUCCAGUGCAUUAUGGACUAUCAGAGUAAAGGGAAGACUGCCGAGUGCACACAGUAUCAGCAGAUUUUACACAGAAACCUGGUCUAUCUGGCUACGAUAGCGGACUCCAAUCAGAACAUGCAGUCCCUCUUACCUGCCCCUCCUAACCCCAAUAUGAGUAUGGGUCCGGGUGGGAUCGGUCCAAGUGGUGGUCAAUCUCUUCACUCUCAGAGUAAUCUGAAUGACAGCAUGGGCUCAGGUCUGCCCCCUACCUCACUGAUGCAGAGCCAGCUCAGCAACGGCCCCAGCCACGCCCCCAUGCAGCAGCAGUCCGGCCCCGGGCCCUCCACCUCCAUGAGCCUGCCCUCCAGCAGCCAUGGCUCUGGGCCUGGCUACAGCCACUCUGUGCCCUCGUCUCAGGGCACCACGCCGCUCCAGGGGCAGGGGGGAUACCCGUCCUCCUCCCGCGCCAACCUCAACAUGCAGUCAAACCAAGUCUCUAUGAUGCAUCAGCAAGGUGCAGGACCCCACUAUUCUUCGUCCCAGGCUGGGGGUCAGCACUACCAGGGCCAGCAGUCCUUGGGCAUGAUGGGUCAGGGAAACCAAGGCAACAGCAUGAUGCCACAGAGGCCCAUUGGAAGCUAUCGUCCCUCUCAGCAAGGAUCUGCCCCGCAGUACAUGGGCCAAGAGGAGUUCUACGGAGAGCAGUACGGACACACUGCCAGCUCCAGCGAGCCCAUAAACCAGCAGUAUUACCCCGAUGGUCAUGGAGAAUACUCCUAUCAGCAGUCCUCCUACGGAGAGCAGGGCUACGAGAGAUCAUUUGAAGAAUCCUCACAGCACUAUUAUGAAGGCGGAAACCCUCAGUACAGCCAGCAGCAGCCGCAGUAUCAGCAGAGUUCAGGACAACAGCAAACCUUCAGCCAACAACAGUAUCCCUCACAGCCGGGCUAUAGCGGGCAGCCACAGGGUUACGGUCCGGGUCAGGGAGGCCCCUCUCAGUACUCUCAGUACCAGCAGGGUCAAGGUCAGCAGUAUUCUUCAUAUCGCUCCACACAGUCAGCGCCUGGGGGUCAGCCACAGAGACCCUACACCUACGAACAGGGUCAGUAUGGAAACUACCAGCAAUAAGGACAUGCGGCUCUGGCGAUGGCAGUUCUGUUGAUCGAGCAGGAUUACACUGUAUACAUCCCAGCG